CCUCCAUUGACCAGGAAAAUUAAAGAUUAGAAAAAGCAGCAGAAAAAACAAAAAGGAAGGAGAAACGGAGACGGAAACCAAGCCCCGUCGUCAUUGAGCCUGUUCACAAAACUUCCUCCCCUUCUGAAAUUCCCCCUCCACCGCGCGACGAGAUGGUGAAGAUCAAGAUCCUCCACCGUUAUGAUGUCUCGCCGCCGGCGAACUCAGUCUCGGCAACCGCUCUCCCGCUCACCUUCUUCGACAUCCCAUGGCUUCUCUGCCCCCCCAUGCAACGCCUCUUCUUCUACGACUCCCCUCAAUCCCUUCCCUCCUUUGUCCAGACUACCCUCCCGCUCCUCGUCCGCUCACUCUCCCUCGCUCUCCGCUGCUUCUUCCCCUUCGCCGCCAGCCUCGUCCUCCCUCUGGUACCGCCCCAGAAGCCCUACAUCCUCUACUGCAACGGCGACUCCCUCUCGUUGACUGUCGCUGAGUCGCCCGCCGACUUCGCCGAGCUUGUCAGCGACAAGGGUCGCCACGCGAUGCUGAUACACCCUCUGGUGCCUCAGCUCCCGCUGCCACACACGUCCGAUGGCGCACGUAUGUGGCCCCUUAUGGCGAUUCAGGUGACCCUGUUCCCAAAUGAGGGCAUUUGCGUUGGGGUCCAGUUCCUCCAUGUGGCGGCAGAUGGGAGGUCCUUCAAUCACUUCAUGAAAUCGUGGGCGUCCAUUCAUAGGUCCAGCGGAGCCCCGGCUUGCGUUGACCCGGGCGACCCGAGCCCUUUCUACGACCGAGAAGGGGUGAAAGACCUGAAUGGGCUCGAGCCCAUAUUGUUGAAAGACUGGUGGAGUUGUGUGGGCUCUAGCCCAAGCCCGAUCUCAAUCGAACCUCUUCUCGCCGUUGCGGACAAGGUGAGAGCAACAUUUGUCCUGGGAAAAGCUCACAUCGACGGGCUAAAAGCGCAGGUCUUGAGCCAACUCAAGAACGACCAUGUCGACUCGGAGUCGGAUACAAUCCACUUGUCGACAUUCGUGGUGACGUGUGCAUUCGUAUGGGUGUGCAUGAUCGAAUCGAAACAAAUAGAACACCAGCGCCGUGACCAAUCGUCAUCACAGAGCGGCAUCGACGAGCUUUGCUCUUUUUGCUUUGUAGCAGAUUGUAGGGGCCGACUCAAAUACUCGAUGCCCUCGACGUACGUUGGGAACUACCUGGGCAUAUAUUUUCUCUCGGAGAGGAAAAGGACGCUCUUGGGCAAAAGUGGAAUUUCACAUGCCGUGAGGGCUAUAGGGAGGAAAGUCAAGGAAGUGGAGAGAGGCGGAGGAUUGAGAGGGGCAGAGGGAUGGAUCAGGGACUGGAAAGUAUUUGACAAUGGAGAAUUGGUGACGGUGGCCGGAUCGCCGAGACUGAAGGUGUAUGACACGGACUUCGGGUGGGGGAAGCCGACGAAGAGCCACGUUGUGCAGAUCGACAUAUCGGGGGCGAUUGCUCUCGCAGAGAGUAGGAACGGGGAUGGUGGUGUGGAGGUCGGGUUGGCAUUGACUAGGGUUUGCAUGGAGAAGUUUGUUUGUUUGUUUGAGAAGGGAUCAAAAUCGUUUAUGUCACUUUAGUGUACAUGUCGUCCAUAUAAUCCAUGUCUGAUUUCAAUUUGGUCCUUAUGUUUUGGAUGUAACAACAUUGGUCCAUGUACCUUAGUUUAUUGACAAAUGUAAGGACUUCCAACCAAGUUUAGAGCCAAUUUUUAAUUACGUCUAGAA
Syzygium oleosum is the source of this 1730-nucleotide messenger RNA. Its product is annotated as coumaroyl-CoA:anthocyanidin 3-O-glucoside-6''-O-coumaroyltransferase 2-like. The coding region runs from base 153 to 1583 and encodes 476 amino acids. Lineage: Eukaryota; Viridiplantae; Streptophyta; Magnoliopsida; Myrtales; Myrtaceae. The record is from RefSeq and is a predicted model, not a curated record. The transcript has 2 exons.